Messenger RNA from Megalobrama amblycephala (Wuchang bream), 2475 nucleotides. It is a transcript of the gene pianp, whose product is annotated as PILR alpha associated neural protein. Gene Ontology annotation, biological process: regulation of immune response. Gene Ontology annotation, cellular component: membrane. Lineage: Eukaryota; Metazoa; Chordata; Actinopteri; Cypriniformes; Xenocyprididae. The transcript is spliced from 5 exons. The coding region runs from base 423 to 1010 and encodes 195 amino acids. The record is from RefSeq and is a predicted model, not a curated record.
GUCGAUAUCUGUCUUGAGAGUGUGAAUCUGCAUGUUUUCAAGUGUGUGUAGGUGCAUUUAUGAGUGCUGCCUGGAAGUGAGAGUGUGCUGUAAAUUUGGAUGCAGAUGUUGAGUUUUGUUUGAUGGCUCCGAGUGAGGCUUAACGUAGGGAACGCAUCCACAGGUGUCUUUGCACGCGUUUGUGAGUGUUUUUCUGUUGAUCUUGUGCUACGGUUGGUUCUUAGUGAAUGCGAUCAGCUUUGUUCUGAAUGUGUGUUUUUAUUUGUGUUGUCUACAGCCAUCUGUUUAUGGUCUUUUAGUCAGUGUCAAGACUGAAAACCUCCCCCUUCCAGCUCUUCUUCUCUUCUCAUCCUUCUCUCUUUAUGUCAUUCUCAUUUAAGAGAUGAUCGGAGAAGCGAGGAGCCAGUGAACAGGCAGAAGCGAUGGAGCGAUGCUCCAUCUCUCCCCACAUUGGAUUCAUUCCCCUUUGGAGCUUCCUGCUGGUCACUGUAAUUUUUUGCACUGCCACCGGUGACACAGAUGACAGAAAGUGGGAGGAGUUGGGAGAAAUGCAGAUGCCAGUCACGGCGCAGGCCAGCACCACUCCGCUCUGGGCCGUGGACUGGGGUCCCACGCAGCCCCUGGAGGACGAAACCCAUCAUGUCCUGUCCAGCCUGGAGACGGCGAGUCUGAGGGUGACCACAUCUGAAGACUGGACUCAUCACCGGAGUGCGCCUACCAAUCAAACGCAACGCCCAACUAUGGGAGAGAGGGAUAAGAUAGAGACAGAGGAGCCGGACACCAAGGAAGUGGACCCACAGUUUUAUGUGACGGUAACAAUAUCAUCUCUGCUGAUUCUCUCUGCGGUCAUCAUCUCUGCUAAACUCUGUUACGACCGCAGUCUCUCCCAGCGUCCUCCACCUCUCUCCCUCGCCAUCCCUCGUUCCAUAGCUCAGGAGGACAGCAGGCAGACACUGCACAGCACUCCAUCCUUCUCCGACAGAGAGAGGAUACCAGUGGUCAAUCUUUGAAGAGCUGACUGUUCUGAGCAUGAUAAUCAAAUCCCGUGGGCAUGACACAGACUUUGGUGUGAAGUGAACUCGUGGGCAAGCCAUCCGAAUGUACAUAAAAUGCAGAUUGACACAUGUGGAUAUAAGGAUGAAUACAUCUGUUUGGACACUCUGAUGGAGACUGUGAGGUUUUGUGGUCCAAUGGCUCUUCGUUUCUGGCUGUACCUCUUUCUUCCGGUGCCGUUUGUACAGUAUUAUACUUAUACUCUCAACGCAGCCAUUCACAAGGGCUUCGGGAAUGCUAUGUCCUCUACCAUGAAAACAAUCAUUAGCUUCUGAUCUUGGAAUAAGCUGUGAUGUAUGUAGUCAUUAAUUUAGUAACCGGCGUGACAUGCUUGCAGUGGCCUAUCUCUCAUGCAUACAAAGGUUACAGCUGCCUACCGCUGCCUUUAUCACACUUUGUGUAGCAUUUAUUUGGGCUUAAUAAAUGACUGCAGUUAAUUUGAAGAGUUAAAUAUAAUUCACAUCAUCUGUUUAUAGUGUUUUGUUUCAAAUGGCUCUGUGUCUCAUGGCAACAGUGACUGCAGUGACGUCAGCUGAUAAAAACAGAUAUCUGGAAACACCUCUGCAGUGUAACCUUAUAAUUUACACUAAUUAUCUGACGAACGUUUUCGUCAUUCUGGCUCAACGUCUGUUGAGGUGUUCGUGAAACCUAAGUAACUCUUUUCCAAGUGUGUUGUUGUAUUUAUUAGCAUAAUACUUCUAAAUCAUGGCCAUAUAUCUCUUCUCGGGGGUGUCUGAGACCUUGAUAGAGAGGUAAUAAUAAGAGAGGUAAUUUUUGGUUAGCAGAGCGCUAGCACACACCAAAAUGACUGAUGUGCGUGAUAUUUCUGUGUUGAGUUUAUGGAAAGCACAAUUAAGGACAUGUAUGCAGACAAACUGAAAAACAAGCUUGGCACUUCCAUGACAUAUUUAGUUCGAAAAGCAUUUAAAAAAACAUGCCACACAAGUUUGUUUGAUGUCUCGCUACGCUAAGAACCCAUGGCUAGCGAGGCAGCUUGGGGAUUCUUAUUUAUAUUUAUGAACCGCAACUAUCAAUAGGCUUUGGGCUUUCAGAUGGUAGAAACCUUUUUAAAUCUGUUCUGUAGUCUGUGUAAAUUGCUACCGAUUUUACGUCAGUAUUUUGACAUAUUUGAUGUAUGAAACAGGAUAUUGGCUUUCUGUUCCAGAAUGGAGCCAGACUGAGCCAGACAAAUUUGCCAAAGCUCUGUGUGAAUAGCUAUCUGGCUAAUGGCUAACAUUAUCCAAUAGAGAGCAUCAGUGUCCGCCGACUUUUUCCAGUGGCCUUGAUUAUUUGAUUAAAUGAUUCAUUUUGAAUUAUAAGCCAUGAACCAAACCAGCCAGCUAUGAGGUGAAUUACAGCAUCACAAACUUUGAUUUGAAGCAAAAAUAAAUAAAUAAAAUUGAUAAUUUGACAAAAAGACAA